Molecule: messenger RNA, 1854 nt
Organism: Medicago truncatula (barrel medic)
Lineage: Eukaryota; Viridiplantae; Streptophyta; Magnoliopsida; Fabales; Fabaceae
Product: 1-aminocyclopropane-1-carboxylate oxidase homolog 1
Exons: 3
Coding region: 112-1215 (367 amino acids)
Source: RefSeq, a predicted model, not a curated record
AUUUUUUGCUACAUUCAAGGUUAGGCAUCUUGUACCAUUCUCUAUUUAAUGGCCAGCAAGUUUCAAUUUUGAAGCAAACCCUUUUUCAGUCACUAUCUGAACCAAGAAAAAAUGUCUAGAAUCAUGAAAGAACAAAUGUCUCCCUUUGGUGAAGAUGUUAACUAUGAUAGAGCCAAAGAAGUUAAAGAAUUUGAUGAAUCUAAAACUGGAGUGAAAGGACUACUAGACUCUGGAAUUACCAAGCUUCCAAGAUUCUUUAUCCAUCCAAAAGAGUCUCUUCCAAAGCACGAUGCAACUUCUUCAUGCUUAUUUCAUGUUCCUGUGAUAGAUUUCACAGGAUAUGAAGAGUGUAGGAGGUUAGAGAUACUUAAUGAGAUUAAGGAAGCAUCAGAAACAUGGGGUUUCUUUCAAAUGGUGAAUCAUUGUGUUCCAGUUUGUGUUAUGGAUGACAUGUUAAAGGCUAUAAAAGAGUUUCAUGAGCAACCUAGUGAGGUGAAGAAAGAGUGGUAUUCACGUGAUCAUAAGGUGAAAGUUAGAUACUUUAGUAAUGGUGAUCUUCUUGUUGCUAAAGCAGCUAAUUGGAGGGAUACCAUUAUUUUUGACUUCCAUGAUGGUCCUCUUGAUCCACAAGCAUAUCCCCUAGUGUGCAGGGAAGCAGUGAUAAAAUACAUGAAACAUAUUCUAAAACUAAAGGAAAUAUUAUCAGAAUUAAUGUCGGAAGCAUUAGGGCUAAAAAGGGACUAUCUUGCAAAUAUAGAGUGCAUGAAAAGUGAAACAGUAGUGUGUCACUAUUACCCUACGUGUCCUGAACCAGAACUGACAUUUGGUGCCACAAAGCAUUCAGAUCCAUCAUCCCUCACAAUUCUCCUCCAAGAUACCAUUGGUGGCCUACAAGUUCUCCAUCAAAAUCAUUGGGUUGAUAUUAACCCAAUUCAUGGUGCAUUAGUGGCAAACAUUGGUGACUUCAUGCAGCUUAUCAGCAAUGACAAGUUCAAAAGUGUUGAGCAUAGAGUACUUGCUGGAAGUGUUGGUCCAAGGGCAUCAGUUGCUUGCCACGUGUACCCCAAUGCAAGUAAAAAAUAUAGACCUAUAGAGGAGUUCACAUCUGAUGAAAAUCCACCAAAAUACAGGGAAACAGAUAUUACCGAAUAUCUUACUCUCUUUAGGUCUAAAGGGCUUGAUGGAUGUAAAGCUCUCCCUUAUUUUAGGCUAUAACAUUAACAUGAGUGGUAAUAGUAUUUAACUAUGUAUAAUAAGGAGUGUUACUUUCUUAAUCAAUAAUAAAAAUGAAAAAUCCCUUAUGUUUUAGAAAAUGUGCAUUCAACUAUGCUAGUAUACAUCGAGACCGCACAAAUUUGAUAGUUUUUCUGAAUGCAUACAUCUGAAUGAGGAAUGCUAGCAACGCUGUUUUUUCAACACUCCCUCUAAUAUUCAUUUUUUUAAUGGAUGAAAUCAAUGUAUGUAGAUUCAUUUCUAAAGUGUAGAACCCACAUUGAUUUAACCUAAUAAGAAGCGAAUAUUUGAGAUAGUGUUCGAAAGAGAGUGUUGCUAACACUACUCUGCAUUAAAAUUAAUGUCUGCAUUCAGGCCGCCCAAACUUGAUAGUUUUUCUUGAUGCAUAAGUCCAGACUAAUGUUGAGGAUGAGAAAAGUAGUGCCUUAAUAAAGAGACAAAAUAUAUGUUGCACAGGUCUCCUCCACCAUUGAAUACUCAACAGAGCUUGGUUGUGGUAACUAGUACUAGUAGUAGGACUGAAACAUAAUGUGUCUCAUUAGCUCUGGUCAUGUCAGUCCUAUAUUUUAACUUACUAGAUUUUAAAUUCAUGCAAUCUAUCCAAUUUUUUGUUUUGAUUCA